CGAACAUCGCACGACCAGGCGAUUUCCGAACUUGAGUAGCUCACAUGCACCCGACGGCGCGCUUCCCGACGUUCCCGAGCAAGCCUCGUACCUGUUCCUCCGCGAGCGAUGUUAUCUCUCCUCAGCGUGUUGGUAGGGAUCGUCCUGCUCAUAAUAUAUCUCUAUUUUCGCUUCAACGACCAAGGAUUGUCGCAACUUCCGUCGGAAGCCUUUGCGUUUGCACCCAACCGGUUCACACCACAUGUCGUCCGUGAAACUGCUGAAAAGCUUUGUAACUCGCCCAAAAUUAUAAAGGAUGUACUUCCACCAAAGACUGGACGUCGGUAUAUUGUAGUUGGUGCUGGUUUCUUGGGCGGCUGGAUCAUCAUCCAACUUCUGCAACGUGGCGAGGAUCCAAAGAAGAUCAGAAUCCUCGGCAUACGCCGUCCGACUCGUUCAGACCUACGCACAGGGCUGGCCGCGCAGGUUGCUUUCUUCCAAGUAGACGCGCCUUGGCCAGACUGCGACCCUUCAGAGACAGCGCCAGAGGUCACAGUCUUCCACACCGCUGCCAAUAUACGCUUCUAUGAGCGCCAUCCUGCGCUUUUUCCUCGUUCUUCCAAAGUCAAUUAUGAAGGGACUCAAAAUGUAAUCAAUGCAGCACGAUCUAUAGGUGUCACGGUAUUGAUGUAUACAUCAUCUGGAUCUAUCUCUGUUCGUCGUUCUCGCUUUUGGCUCUGGCCUUGGGAGAAGCAGCCCAAGUACUUUGUCCAAAUAAUUAAUGACGACGGUAACCUCAUUCCCAAACACCACGACUAUUUCUUCUCAAACUACGCUGCUUCUAAGGUCCUUGGAGAGAGAGCGGUUAGAGCUGCUAAUGGGUCUCGAUCUGGUGAGAAGACACUGCGCACGGGAUGUCUUCGCCCUGGUAAUGGUUUCAAUCCCACUUGGGUUCCUAACAUCAUGCAAUCCUUCAUAUACGUAGAAAACUGCGCCCUGGCCCACCUCUGCUAUGAAGCACAUCUCCUCGAAACUGCAAGAGGAGGAUCCAACACCGACCUCGGUGGGCAGGCGUUUACUGUCACAGAUACUGGUCCGCCAAUCACAUAUAGCGAUGUCUACGUUGGGUUGACGUCACUGGCUCCCGAAACUAUUUUCAAAGAGAUGUCGCCCACCCUUAUGCUUUUCAUAUCGCACAUCAUGGAGGUCCUUUACCUCGCGCAUUCUUUUGAAGAUACAGUUAAUCUACAACCAUCUUUGUUCGCGCUCGCGUCUGUGCAUGUCAUUUUUGACGAUUCCCGAGCUCGAUUGCCGCCUGAAAAGGCCGGACUGGGCUAUCAUGGGCCGUUGGGGAAAACAUGGAAGAGAGAUCACACUCCGGUGGUGUUGGUUUAG
Suillus clintonianus is the source of this 1374-nucleotide messenger RNA. RefSeq lists its product as uncharacterized. Gene Ontology annotation, cellular component: endoplasmic reticulum. The transcript is spliced from 5 exons. The record is from RefSeq and is a predicted model, not a curated record. Gene Ontology annotation, molecular function: 3-beta-hydroxysteroid dehydrogenase [NAD(P)+]/C4-decarboxylase activity; 3-beta-hydroxy-Delta5-steroid dehydrogenase (NAD+) activity. NCBI's taxonomy places the organism in Eukaryota, Fungi, Basidiomycota, Agaricomycetes, Boletales, Suillaceae. Bases 109 to 1374 code for a protein of 421 amino acids. Gene Ontology annotation, biological process: ergosterol biosynthetic process.